This is a messenger RNA of Metschnikowia bicuspidata var. bicuspidata NRRL YB-4993, 800 nucleotides long. RefSeq lists its product as uncharacterized. NCBI's taxonomy places the organism in Eukaryota, Fungi, Ascomycota, Pichiomycetes, Serinales, Metschnikowiaceae. The record is from RefSeq and is a predicted model, not a curated record. The transcript has a single exon. The coding region runs from base 200 to 556 and encodes 118 amino acids.
GGGCUCGCAAGAGCCCAGAGUCUCCCUUGCGCAGCUCGACAUCCCGCUUGUCGUGCAGGUGGACGAAAGUCGGUACUUGCUACAGUUCCAGGGAAAGGCACCCGGAUGCAGCCUCCCGGGCUUGAAGCCGUUGGAGCACCCGUCGGGCACAUGCGGGUCGGUGCAGCAGUUCCUCGGGUUUCUCCUGCGUCUCGACGAGAUGCAGCACGGGCACGGCACGGCGUUCCUCGAGGUUCCCGAACUUGGACUCCGCAUGGGCCAGCACAGCGUGCACGCGCUCCAGAUGGACGUGGAGGAGAUCUUGUGGUGCUACCAGGCGCUCCUCCAGAACACGGCGCACGGCAAGCACACGCACAUGUUGAUCCGCGUCUCUAAGGGCAUGGACCUCGGCCACCAGUACGAGUUGGUGCGGACGCUAGCAAAGGCGGGCCGGGGCAUGGACGCGCUCGAGGCCGCCAUGAGGAAACGGCGCGGCGGCCGGCUGGCGGCCGGGCCGGGGCCCAAGAAGAGCCGCGUGGGCAACGAGCAAACGCCCCCGGGCACGGGUAUACGCUAAUACAAGGCCGCACCCCCCUAGUUCAAGAUGCCCCGGCGGCGCAAGCUGGCGUAGAGCUCCGGGUCCACGUACUUCUGGAGCGUGGGCUCGCCGCCCAAGCCCUUCCGGCGGCGGGUCUUCAUGACGAAGUCGCGGGCCAUGGACGCCCGCGGCACGGGCCCCAUCUGCGGGAGGGGGCAGAGCAGGUCCAUCGGGUCGCCCGGGACCACGUCCCACCGCAAGAAGUCGAGCGAGCAGAACGCCU